CCUUCCCACCCCGGACAACUUUUUAUUCCUCGCGUAGCUCAUUUAAAUAUCACCCCCUCCCCAAAAAGAAGAGAAGAAAGAGGAAUUGCCAUAAAAGAAAAGUGCCACCUCCUUUUUCCUUCCUCCCGCCUUCCUUUCAAGCAGGAAGACCCAAUCAAGCGCGCAUCUCAUCGAUUCAUAAGAACUAAAAAAGAAGAGGAGCGCGUGCACGUGCGGGGGGGUUAGGGACACUGAUGGACCCCUUGUUCCUCACAUAACCUCCCUCUUCAGCCUUAUCAUCAUCUGGAUUUGAGUUUUUGUCUGGGGGUGCGUGUACAUUUUUUGCGGGGGGCUUUGAACACCUGGAGGGACACACACACACGCGCGCACACGCUCCUCGUGGUGGCUCGGGUCCAGUUCAACGCGCCUGUUGCAGAAGAUCACGCACGCACGCACGCACGGACGGACGCGCGCACGCUCACGGAGGGGAACCGUUUAACCUCCACUCCCCCCCUCGCCCGGCACCGAAGCGGCGACACGCAGUCAAGCCGCGCCGAUCAUCAGCCAGCCCGGAGAAGCAAGCGAGGAAGGACGCCCCCACCCCUGGUUCUCCGCUACCUCCUUUUUUUUUUUUUUUUUUUUUGCUCGACCCGCACACGCUCCAUCGAUGCGGGAGUCCUGAGCGAGCGAGCGAGCACCGACGAAGGGGGGGGGGAAGUGUUCCCCGCGGGAAGCCUCGCAUCAGCGGGGCCGCAGAGGAAGCGCCUUCCCCGGGGUCGGGCACGCCGACAUGCCGCGGAGGAAGCAGCAAGCGCCGCGGCGCGCCGCAGCAUACGUCCCCGAGGACGAGAAGGAAGCGGCGCUGCUGGAUAACGAUCCGGAGGGAGAGGACUCAGCGCCGGAAGCCGAGGAACCCGCCGCCAAGUUCCUUUGCCGGGACGGUAAUGACGGACUGGGGUCCGGACACGACCUCCGUGACUCACCCACCGCCGCCGACUUCUCCGGCCAAGAGAUGGACAGCGAGUCUCACCAGAGCGAAUCUAGUGACGGAUUGUCGGACUUUGAGAGCCCGCCGCUCAAAACAGAGGAGGACAUUCUCCUUUUUAAAGACCCAGCCAGUGUUCUGUCGCUGUCCUCCGCAGCCAUGACGGCGGCGGACAACGCCGCCACCCCGGGCAGCGGCGAUGAAGCCGUGCUUUCGGCCUCCGUGCUUUCCAGCUCCACCUCGGUGGCUGACAGUCUGGAGAGGAUGAAGGCCAUCUACACCUCUUUCUUGACCAACUCCUACUGGUCUAGCCUAAAUCUAAACCUGAGCCAGCCGCCACAGGAGAAGCCCCCUCGCAGCCACAGUAGCAGCAGUAGCAGCAGUAGUAGCAGCAGCUGCGGUAGCGGCGGAUACGACUGGCACCAGACAGCCGUCGCCAAAACCCUUCAGCAGGCCUCACAGAACCACCAGAGCCGACUGGCCUUGACCCAGCACCCCUCGGUGACCCUGUCGGCGCCGUCUGCCGAGCCGAGCCUCUUUAGCACCGUGCAGCUCUACCGCCAGAGCUCCAAACUCUACGGCUCCAUCUUCACCGGUGCCAGCAAGUUCCGCUGCAAAGACUGCAGCGGCGCCUACGACACCCUGGUGGAGCUCACGGUGCACAUGAACGAGACCGGACACUACCGGGACGACAACCACGAGGUGGACAGCGAGGGCACCAAGCGCUGGUCCAAACCUAGGAAACGCUCCUUGCUCGAGAUGGAAGGAAAGGAGGAUGCGCAGAAGGUUCUCAAGUGCAUGUACUGCGGACACUCCUUUGAGUCCCUCCAGGAUUUAAGUGUCCACAUGAUUAAGACCAAACACUACCAAAAAGUGCCUCUGAAGGAGCCCGUGACUCCGAUGGCAGCUAAGAUCAUCUCGGCUCGGAAAAGAGCCCCCGUGGAGCUGGACGUCCCCAGCUCGCCGGACUCCAAUGGAGGGACCACGCCCAAACCGGCCUGCCUGACUGAUGCCAAUGAGCUUCUCCAGAGGACGGCCCACCCCUACAUCACGCCCAACAACCGCUACGGGCACCAGAACGGCGCCAGCUAUGCCUGGCAGUUUGAGUCACGCAAGUCCCAAAUCCUCAAAUGCAUGGAGUGCGGCAGCUCGCAUGACACCCUGCAGGAGCUCACCGCCCAUAUGAUGGUGACCGGACACUUUAUCAAAGUCACCAACUCUGCAAUCAAGAGGGGCAAACCUAUCGUGGAGACGCCCAGUCCGGCAUCCACGCCGACCGUGGAAGAGAAAGUCCAGUCGGUUCCCUUGGCCGCCACCACCUUCUCGCCGCCACCCGCCCCGGCUCCUCCUCCCCCUCCCACCAGCGUCUCGCCUGCCGCCAUGGCAGUGGAGAUCAAAAAGGAGGAGAAAGAAGAGGAAUGUACUAAAGAAUCCUUUGUUAACACAAACUCAAACAAGAUGUCAGGAAUUGAGGAGGAAACUGAGGAGAAGUUUGACAUCUCGUCAAAGUACACAUAUCUGACAGAGGAAGAUCUGGACGCAAGUCCCAAAGGCGGUCUGGACAUCCUCAAGUCAUUGGAGAACACGGUGACCUCCGCCAUCAACAAAGCCCAGAACGGAGCUCCGAGCUGGGGAGGCUACCCGAGCAUCCACGCCGCCUACCAGCUCCCCAACAUCAUGAAGCUCUCUCUCGGGAACUCGGGAAAGAACUCUCCAGUAAAGUACAUGUUCCCUGGGGCCGAGAUCCUGUCGCCCGGCGGCAAAAAACAGAUGCUGGUAUCUCCUCCCAAUUGCCAAACAUCGCCGCUUUCCAAAAACAACUUUCACGCCAUGGAGGAGCUUGUAAAGAAGGUGACGGAGAAAGUGGCAAAAGUAGAGGAGAAGAUGAGGGAACCGGCAGGCGUGGCGAGGUGUUCCCCCAUGAGAACCACGCCGUCACCGUGCCACAGUGAGGCAGAUGACUCUCCGAGAGGGGACUCUCCGAAGGACGCCAAAAGAGGAGGCUGUAAAACUCCCCCCGAGAAUGUGACAAACGGAGCGAACCACAAGGAGACUAACGGAGACGGCAGUGCGAGGGAACCCACGGAGAACGGCGUGGCCUCGCCUCAGCCCGGGUCCCUCUGCGGCAGCACGGCCAUCAUCACCGACCAUCCGCCCCCGGAGCAGCCCUUCGUCAACCCGCUGAGCGCCCUGCAGUCGGUCAUGAACGCCCACCUGGGCAAGGCCGCCAAGCCCGCCCUGCCCUCUCUGGACCCCAUGAGUAUGCUCUUCAAGAUGAGCAACAGCCUAGCCGAGAAGGCAGCGGUGGCGGCAUCCACGCCGCCCGCCCAGGCCAAGAAAUCCGCCAGCGACCACCACCUGGAUCGCUACUUCUACCAGCCGAACCUCAGCGGCAACGACCAACCGAUGGAUCUCACCAAAGGCAAGCACGCCGACAAAAGCGCGUCGCCUUCCCCCACGGUGGCCAUGACCAAAGCCUCUGCCGCCGUCGCCUCCUUCAUGUCCUCAUCCCCCCUGAAGGAGAAUGCCCUGUCUGACAUCUCUGACAUGCUGAGGAACCUCACGGAGAGCCAGGCCAUCUCCAAGGCCUCCACGCCCACCAGCUUGUCGGAGCGCUCCGACGUGGAGGGCGCCACCCAGGAGGAAGCGGAGGAGGUGUCGCCGGCUCAGAAGCGCAAAGGCCGCCAGUCCAACUGGAACCCGCAGCACCUCCUCAUCCUGCAGGCCCAGUUCGCCUCCAGCCUGAGGCAAACCGCCGACGGCAAGUACAUGAUGUCGGACCUGAGCCCGCAGGAGAGGAUGCACAUCUCCCGCUUCACCGGCCUCUCCAUGACCACCAUCUCCCACUGGCUUGCCAACGUCAAGUACCAGUUGCGCAGGACCGGCGGCACCAAGUUCCUGAAGAACCUGGACUCGGGCCACCCGGUGUUCUUCUGCAGCGACUGCGCCUCGCAGAUCCGCUCCCCGUCCACCUACGUCAGCCACCUGGAGGCGCACCUUGGCUUCAGGCUGCGGGACCUGGCCAAGCUCUCCGGAGAGCAGCUCUUGGGUCAGAUCUCCCGGCAGCGCCUCCACAAAGGACUCUCUGACAAACUCCUGGCCCAUUUGCAUCCGUCCAGCCGCCCUUUGCCCUCGUCCCUGCCGUCCUUUCCCGUGACCCUGCCCUCGUCCCUGCCCGCCCCCGAUUCGGGGGCUGCGGCGGCCUCCCCCAACGGCGAUGAGGACGAGGGGGGCGCUGCGGCGGCGCACCAGUGCAAACUGUGCAACCGGACUUUUGCUAGCAAGCACGCCGUCAAACUGCACCUCAGCAAGACUCACGGGAAGUCCCCGGAGGACCACCUCAUGUACGUUUGCGAGCUAGACAAACAGUAGCGCGGAUGACGUGACUUUACCCGACUUGACCGUACUCGGAUUCAGGACAGGCUGCCAAAUAAAGGACAGCUGAGAGAUUUUUUUUUUUGGUCUCGAUUUCCUGUGUUGGAGGCACAGAACGUUAUGCAAACCUCCAAAUAUGAGCCCCGAGACACAAGAUAGGAAAAAGAAAGAAAAAAAAAAAUCUUACAAAUGUUGUAGUGUAAAUGAAAUUGCUUUUUAUUUCCACAUGUGGUAAAAUUGCAUGCAUCAAGAAAAAAAACAUGACAUCUGCUGAUUUUUGGGGGGGGAUAUUUUCUUUCAGCCAUCUCUUGUUUUUACUCGUAUGUACCCAUGAGGUUUACGGCUGCACUGGAAAGUCACAUAAAUAACGAUCAACCUACCAGAAUAACGGGGGCAAAUAAUAGUGUGAGCACAGAGCUGUUAUGUUAGGAGACGUAAAUAUCAAAAUGGAGUUCUUGUUUGUCAUUUGUGAAAGUUGCGCUAAGCUUUAAUUGUAAUGCUUCAAUUAAAUUUUCAUUAAAUGUAUCAUUUUCCAAUGGCGAUGAACACGCCAUUCUCUGACUUUAUUCUCAUCAAAUUGCAUAAUCAUUCCGAUUUUUUUUCCCCCCUCUUGUAAAAUUUUUCAAAAUGUCAGACUUUUUGUAAGUCCAAAUAUUUGGAUUUUUCUGACAUGCAAUGAUCCCUUUUUUAAAAUUGUAAAAUUCCAACUUCUUCCAUCUCAUAAAAUGAUGACCAUUGUUGCAAACCUGAUAUGUUUUUUUUGUCUUGAUAUUUUUGCCGCCUUCUUUGUCAGAAAAUCACAACAGAUUUUUCAAAAGUUUAAUGAUUGCGUUUAUUUUGUCAUGUAAUUGGUUUCGGCCCAUAAAAAUCCGAAAAUAACAGCCUCUCUCUCUCAGCAUCCCGCUUUGUAAAAAUAGUGACUUUUGUUUUACUGCAAUGAAGUUUUUUGUUUUCUUUUCUUUCAUGAUUGGACUAUUAGCUUUCAGUGUGGCCCUACUGCUCUGUGUAAACAAAUGCACUUCGAAUGCUAACUUUUACCCUCUUUGAGUGCCGAAAAGGGAGAAAAAAAAAACAUCUUUUUUUUUCUUUUUUAUUAUUACACAUUGUCACCCAUUUGUCUUCAUUGUUAUAAGGCGGGGCAAAACAUUGUGUGACUGUUCAGGGACCUCCUUUUCUUCAGGUCUGUGUAAAAUAUGUAAAGAUAUAUAAAUAUAUAAAACAUGACGUAUUAAUUCCUGUUUAAAUUAUACAUCCUUCCUAUAUUUUUUAAUUUAAAGAAAAGAAACAGAAGAAGAAUGACUGCUGGUGCACAGUAAACAAAGACAUUAAUGAUAUUGUUUUGCACAAGACUUGUUUUUUAUACGUGUAUUAUUUAAUCAAAUGAUAAAACAAAAACAAAAAAAGGGAAGGAAAAACCUUUUUUUUUAAAACGGCAUCAUUCUGACUGGAAGUAAAAGUCGUGCUCAAAGGGUUGAAAAGCCUUUUUAAUCACCUUACACGUGGAAAAAAAAUUGGGGUCAGGGGUAGACGUCACUUUGUCAUUUUCUUAUUUAUAAGCAUUUUGGUUGACUCGGCCGUGUGGCCACAAUGCAGCUUUAUCUUUGUGGAUUCGAAGGGGGGGGGGGGGGUAUGUGACGGGUAACCAUGGUUACGCUGCGUUCACAACCCUCCUCACUAAUUGGCGUGUAAAUACAAAGUGUAAAAUACCAAGCAUGUAAAGAGCACACUGUCCUUUUCUUUCUCAAUGUUGUUGUACUUGACAAUGGAAACAUUCACAUUGUUAUUAUUACGAUCAUUAUGAGAACAUUGUUUUCUACCGCAGCAUUAAAAAAAUGAACCUGUUUUUUUGCACCUAUGCUUUGUGACUGCUUUGUUUUCACUAAAGUGUUGCGGACACAUCCAAACACGCAACAGCAACUAUCAAAAUAGUUUCAAAUUUAAAAUAAGAAAGAAAAGAAUAUGAAAUAUUUUUUUACAAAUUACACAGGUGUAUUUUUUUCUAUGAAAAGAAAAUGCCACAAAAAGAUGUUUAAUAGUGUGUCGUUUUAGUUGAUGCAAUUAAGAUUUUUUGUUUUUUUACUCAAAAACAUAUGCUGUAUAAUACUGAUAAUACUGUAGAUGGACUGCAAAACAUACAGAAAGCCUGGACACACACGCACACACGAAGAGCCAGUUGUGUGCAAGGACUUCAUUUGCAGUGACAAGGUGUGACAGUGUGUGAAAAUGUCAGGCGUCAUAUUUAAAGCUCUCAUUAGCCUCAAAGAAACCAGGCACUAAAUUCAACUCUAUUUCUCUCUGGUGCGCCCAAACGCUUUCAAAU
Messenger RNA from Syngnathus typhle (broad-nosed pipefish), 6659 nucleotides. It is a transcript of the gene tshz3b, whose product is annotated as teashirt zinc finger homeobox 3b. NCBI's taxonomy places the organism in Eukaryota, Metazoa, Chordata, Actinopteri, Syngnathiformes, Syngnathidae. Gene Ontology annotation, molecular function: DNA binding; DNA-binding transcription factor activity, RNA polymerase II-specific. The coding region runs from base 770 to 4336 and encodes 1188 amino acids. The transcript has 3 exons. Gene Ontology annotation, biological process: regulation of transcription by RNA polymerase II. The record is from RefSeq and is a predicted model, not a curated record. Gene Ontology annotation, cellular component: nucleus.